This is a messenger RNA of Schistosoma mattheei, 1867 nucleotides long. The record is from the annotation of a GenBank genome assembly. Lineage: Eukaryota; Metazoa; Platyhelminthes; Trematoda; Strigeidida; Schistosomatidae.
CAUACUUCCACGUUGCUAAGAGUGCUAUUAAUCCAGUUCGCUUGUUAGGUACCUCAAAAAAUAUUAAUUGCAAAAAACAUAUAGGAAUGCAUGGAGGGUUUUUAAAUUUUAGCCACAUGGGUGAUGGGCUUAUUGUUCACAAAGUUUUGGAGGCUUUUCAACUCUCGAGAUUAUAAAGUCAUAAUUUUGGGGUUGGAUAAUGCUGGAAAAUCUACUAUUUUGUACCAGUUCGUUCUCAAAGAAGCUGUACAGACUUCUCCCACCAUUGGAAGCAAUGUUGAGGAAGUAAAGUGGAAGAAUCUGCAUUUCGUAAUGUGGGAUAUUGGUGGACAGACUUCUGUUAGGGCUUCCUGGACCACAUACUUCGCAGGCUCAGACUUUGUCAUUUUAGUUGUUGACAGUACAGAUCGAGAACGUCUAUACCUGACUAAACAGGAGCUGUGUAAACUACUAGUUGCUGAGGAGUUGAAACGCUCGAAAAUGUUGAUUUUUGCCAAUAAACAAGAUGUCUCUGGCUGCAUGUCUGUUGCUGAAAUCAGUCACAAUCUAAACCUUACGUCUAUUAGGGACCACCCAUGGCAUGUACAGCCUUGUUGUGCACUCACAGGAGAAGGGCUUCCCCAAGGUUUAGAUUGGAUCGCUACUCAAAUUGGGCGAUGACAAUGAAGGUUUUUAUUAUUCUUAUCUUCAUUUUCGAUAUACAUUUCUGUAAUUAUGAUGUUAAUUGGUUAGCGUAGCCAAGGAAGUCAUGUUCGAGUUACGUUUAUUACCGAUGUGAGUUCGUUUGCAGUUGUCGAUAUUUUUUAUAGAAGUUAGUAUUAGAAAUAUUGUUACUUUGAUCUUCCUACGUUUUUCUGUCAAAUCCGAUGAUUCCUAAACUAUAUCUAUCCUAUUUUCUGUAAAUUGUUUGUCUCAUAAUAUUUCCUGUAGUAACAUUAUGUCGCUUGUACAGAAUUUAGUAUGUUUAUUUAUUUCCACUUAACUUGAUGCUGUAACAUUUAGGUGAAAGAAUUUUAAAAAAUAACAACAACCAAUAGGAUUAAUAUUUUUGUUUUCCUCUUUUAUGCUGAAGUUUUUGCCUAGUGAAUGUAAAAGUAUUACAAUUAUUUUUCAAAUUAAUUUAUUUCUUUGUACACUCACAUUUCGAUAAGUAUUUUUUCACUUCUGUUUUUUUGCCAUAUGCAGGCAUUCAAUAGUUUCAUGUUUAGAAACUCAAAUGUUUUAUAAGUUGCGUAUUUUUAUUAAAUAGCUAUAUGCACCGUGUAUAUGUUUAAGUUUCUGCUUUCAUGAUUUCUAAUCUUUUAGUAUCCACCUUUAUAAUGUUGAGAUCCAGUGUAAAUUAGAUGUUUUAAAAUGCAGUCGCCAAAAUAUAACUGUUGUCUGCCAUUACUCGUUACUUUGAGCGUGUACCUAAUGUUUAGAUAUGCUUUUCCUUUGUUACUAUUGCUUCUGUUUGCUAAAAUAACGAAAAUAAACAAAAGGAAUGAAGAGAGGUGGUGUGAGUUGUCUUGUUCCAUAAAACCAUAAAGUAAUGAAAAAGCACUUGACUGUAGCUGCUACUUUGAUGCGGGGGUCGGGAUUGCCUAUCGUGAUGAUUCAACCGAGCUAUGUUGGUUGGAGCACAUGUUACUUUAGGUCCUACCAUGCCAGGCAGGUUGGUUGGAGAAAGUUAAAACUAAAAGCAAGAGCUUAAAGUUUGAGAGAGAAGCCGUACUGAUGACUGUAGAGAGUUGUUACAGAAGUAAGGCGUGCCCUCGGACAACCACCUAUCUCCACUAUUUCAUUCAAGCAGUGGGGUCAAGCAGAGUUGCCCAACCUCAUCAUUCCUCUUCAUUUUCGCUAUCGAUGACGUUCUGGAAACAGCUCU